AUGGCUCACAAAGUAACCAACGAGUACAGUCAGAAAAUGGUGGACGUCAGUGUGCAGCAAUUUGACAUGGAUUCCAAUAUGGUCAAUGAGACGACCAAGAGGGCGGGCGAAUUGUACAAAGAAUUUACCUCGCCAAGGAAGGUGGCAUCAGCACUUAAACAAGAAUGCGACAAAAAAUAUGGCCGCGCCUGGAACUGUAUAACAGGACGAGAUUUUACCAGCUACGUGUCUUAUCAAAAGGGUAUGUUUCUGGAAUUCAUGAUUGGGGACUACAAUUUUAUCUUGUUCAAGUCGGGAGACAAAUAAACUUCACAUGCGACGGCAUCCGUGAAAGAAAUCCUUUAAACAAUAACACUUAUUUAGACAUGAUACUUUCUUACGAUCGAGCACCGGUUAAAAGCAGGCUAAAAGAAUUAAAGAAAAUUAUAUGAAACGGUCGUUCUCCUUUAUUUUUGAGCUACUGAUUGCGGCUGAGGG
This is a messenger RNA of Dicrocoelium dendriticum, 477 nucleotides long. The record is from the annotation of a GenBank genome assembly. Lineage: Eukaryota; Metazoa; Platyhelminthes; Trematoda; Plagiorchiida; Dicrocoeliidae.